AUGGCAGAAAGCAAGCUCUCCGUUUGAAAAUCACUGAGGCACUUCCAUUUGUUGUGUUUCAAACAGCUGACACUUCAAUCGUCCCCUAAUUUUAAUCAGCACGUGAGGGACCACGCCAGGACCAGUGACCAACUCAGCCGACGUCAUAUCCGUGUCUACCAGCUCUACAGCCGGACCAGUGGGAAGCACGUCCAGAUCCUGGGCAAGAGGAUCAACGCAACGGCGGAAGAUGGGAGUAAAUACGCGAAACUGCUGGUGGAAACGGACACGUUUGACAGUCGAGUGAGAAUCCGGGGAGCAGAGACUGGGCACUACAUCUGUAUGAACAGAAAGGGGAAACUGGUGGGAAAACUGGUUGGAAAAGGGAAGGACUGCAUCUUCACGGAAAUACUGCUGGAAAAUAACUACACGGCACUGAGGAACACCAAGUACGAUGGGUGGUACAUGGCCUUUACCCGGAAAGGCCAGCCCAGGAAGGCGACAAAGACCAGACAGAAUCAGAGAGAAGUCCACUUCAUGAAGAGACUCUUCAAAGGUGAGCCGCUGUUUCCAAACCAGGACCGGCAAAGGCACUUUGAGUUUAUAAAUUACCCCAUCACCAAAAGGACUCAGAGAACACGCCUGCCCAAGAGGCAUCGGACCUAGACAAGCAAUGACUUUCAAUAUUUUUUAAAUAAGAUGUUCUAUUUUUUUAUACUUGGUUUUUAACGGUUAGACAGUG
Molecule: messenger RNA, 721 nt
Organism: Chiloscyllium plagiosum (whitespotted bambooshark)
Lineage: Eukaryota; Metazoa; Chordata; Chondrichthyes; Orectolobiformes; Hemiscylliidae
Source: RefSeq, a predicted model, not a curated record